Molossus molossus (Pallas's mastiff bat) is the source of this 4194-nucleotide messenger RNA. RefSeq names its product BMS1 ribosome biogenesis factor (gene BMS1). The coding region runs from base 90 to 3938 and encodes 1282 amino acids. Gene Ontology annotation, biological process: maturation of SSU-rRNA from tricistronic rRNA transcript (SSU-rRNA, 5.8S rRNA, LSU-rRNA); endonucleolytic cleavage of tricistronic rRNA transcript (SSU-rRNA, 5.8S rRNA, LSU-rRNA); ribosome biogenesis. Gene Ontology annotation, molecular function: GTP binding; GTPase activity; U3 snoRNA binding. The transcript is spliced from 23 exons. NCBI's taxonomy places the organism in Eukaryota, Metazoa, Chordata, Mammalia, Chiroptera, Molossidae. The record is from RefSeq and is a predicted model, not a curated record. Gene Ontology annotation, cellular component: nucleus; 90S preribosome.
CCGGAGCUGUCCAUGCGGGCCCAUAAGAGUAGCGGCGGCGAGCCCUAUAGUGUAGGUUAGAGUUACUUGUGAAUUGGUAAAAAGCCACUAUGGAGACCAAUGACCAGAAGAAACACAGAAAGAAAAACAGUGGGCCCAAAGCUGAGAAGAAAAAGAAACGACAUCUGCAAGAUCUCCAACUUGGAAAUGAGGAAGAUGCCCAGAAAAGAAACCCCAAAGCUUUUGCAGUCCAAUCUGCUGUGCGGAUGGCUCGAUCCUUUCACAGGACUCAGGAUUUGAAGACAAAAAAGCAUCAUAUUCCAGUGGUUGAUCGAACUCCACUAGAGCCUCCCCCAAUAGUGGUGGUGGUGAUGGGGCCUCCAAAAGUUGGAAAGAGCACUUUGAUUCAAUGCCUCAUUCGGAACUUCACCAGGCAGAAGCUAACGGAGAUCAGAGGCCCUGUAACAAUUGUAUCAGGUAAAAAACGUAGACUCACCAUUAUUGAAUGUGGGUGUGACAUUAACAUGAUGAUUGACCUGGCUAAAGUAGCAGAUUUGGUUCUGAUGCUUAUAGAUGCCAGCUUCGGGUUUGAAAUGGAAACUUUUGAGUUUCUAAACAUCUGUCAAGUACAUGGCUUUCCUAAAAUUAUGGGCGUUCUCACUCAUCUAGAUUCCUUCAAGUAUAAUAAGCAACUGAAGAAGGCAAAGAAGCGAUUAAAGCACAGGUUCUGGACAGAAGUCUACCCGGGUGCCAAGCUGUUCUACCUUUCUGGAAUGGUACAUGGAGAAUAUCAAAACCAAGAAAUUCACAAUCUGGGACGUUUUAUUACAGUUAUGAAGUUUAGACCUCUUACAUGGCAAACCUCUCACCCUUAUGUCUUGGCAGACAGGAUGGAAGAUUUGACAAACCCAGAAGAUAUCCGAACAAAUAUAAAAUGUGACCGAAAAGUGUCUCUUUAUGGUUAUUUAAGAGGAGCACAUUUGAAAAAUAAAAGCCAAAUUCACAUGCCAGGCAUGGGAGAUUUUGCUGUGAGUGACAUCAGUUUCCUACCAGACCCCUGUGCCCUUCCUGAACAACAAAAGAAACGCUGUUUAAAUGAAAAGGAAAAGUUGGUUUAUGCACCUCUCUCUGGAGUUGGUGGUGUGCUGUAUGACAAAGAUGCUGUCUAUGUCGACCUUGGUGGCAGCCAUGGCUUCCAGGAAUUGGACGAGACUAGACCCACCCAUGAACUGGUCCAGAGUCUCAUUUCCACCCACUCCACUAUUGAUGCCAAGAUGGCUUCAAGUAGAGUGACACUUUUCUCUGAUUCCAAACCACUAGGGUCAGAGGAUAUAGAUAAUCAAGGGCUGUGGAUGCCAAAAGAGGAAAAGAAGGUAGACUUAAAAACUGGUAGAGUACGUCGAAAAGCCAUUUUUGGAGGUGAAGAGGAUGAGUCUGGAGAUAGUGAUAUUGAAGAUGAUGAAGAAAUGUUUGAAGGUGACAGGUUGCAGAAUAGCUGUAGUGAUGAAACAGAAGAGGAAGAAGAUGUUGAAAUGACUGGUAAAAUGUACAUGGCUGAUAAAGGUGUCAAACGGCAGAGACUUGAGAUGGAAGAAGAUACCGAGAUAGAUUUGCCAGCAUUUGCUGACAGUGAAGAUGACCUUGAGAGGAACUCAGAGGAUGAAGAAGUCGAGGAAGCUGAUGAAAGCAGUGAAGAAGAGGGUUCCACUGCAGAAAGAGCAAGAGAUGUUUUAGAAUCUGAGGUUUUAAAAAAAGGCAGUAAACCAGGUCUUUUACAAAGUAAUGGUCUGAGUGACAGUUUUAAUCUGAAGAAGACAGUGAAAAAAGCAACCCUCACUACCUCAGAUUCAGGUCAUUGCACAGCUGAAGAGGCAUUUGCAUCUGAAGAUGAAUCCGAAGAAAGCUCCUCUUUCAGUACAGAGGAAGAGGAUUCAGAAAAUGAAGAUGUCGUUAGGAAAAAGUUUCCAAAGCCUUCUCAAGUGGUCAGUGGUCAGAAACUGGGGUCAGAGAACUUACUUGAUGAGGCCAGUGAUAUAGAAGACUUACUCAAAGAAGAAGAGGAUUAUAAGGAAGAAAAUAAUUAUUCCACAGAAACGUCAGGUGUCCUCAAGUGGAAGGAAGACCUUUCCAGAAAGGCAGCUGAGGCGUUUCUGAGACAGCAACAAGCAGCUCCAAAUCUACAAAAGCUUGUGUAUGGAACAGUGACAGAGAAUAAUGAAGAAGAUGGUGAUACCAAGGAGGAGCUUGGAGGGUUGUUUCGUGUCAGCCAGCCUGCCAGAGAGUGCAAGUACAAGGCUGACUCUUUGGACUGCUCCAGAUUUCACUUGGAGGUGCCCCACGAUUGGGAUUCAGAGGAGGUUAUGAACACUAUCAGAGAUUGCUUUGUGACCGGGAAGUGGGAAGAGGAUAAAGAUGCAGCCAAGAUCUUAGCAGAAGAUGAGGAGCUCUAUGGUGACUUUGAAGACCUGGAAACAGGGGACGUGCACAAGGGAAAAUCAGGCCUGGACACUCAGAUUGAAGAUGUAGAGGAAGAAGUUAAGGAAGAAAUUGACCCCUGUGCAGAGGAAAGUGCCAAGAAAAAACAUUUGGAUAAGAAGAGAAAAUUGAAGGAGAUGUUUGAUGCAGAAUAUGAUGAAGGAGAAAGCACAUACUUUGAUGAUCUUAAAGGAGAAAUGCAGAAACAAGCACAGCUUAACCGGGCAGAAUUUGAAGAUCAAGAUGAUGAAGCCAGAGUUCAAUAUGAGGGUUUUCGACCUGGGAUGUAUGUCCGAAUUGAGAUAGAGAAUGUCCCCUGUGAAUUCGUGCUUAACUUUGACCCCCAUUACCCAAUUAUUUUGGGUGGUUUGGGCAAUAGUGAGGGCAGUGUUGGAUAUGUACAGCUGCGUCUGAAGAAACAUCGUUGGUAUAAGAAAAUCCUCAAGUCCCGAGAUCCAAUUGUUUUCUCUGUAGGGUGGAGGAGGUUUCAGACCAUCCCACUUUAUUAUAUCGAAGACCACAAUGGAAGACAGAGGCUUCUAAAAUACACUCCACAGCACAUGCAUUGUGGAGCAGCCUUUUGGGGUCCUAUUACUCCACAAGGAACUGGAUUCUUGGCAGUACAGUUUGUCAGUGGCAUAACACCUGAUUUCCGGAUAGCUGCCACAGGAAUUGUUCUUGAUCUGGAUAAAUCCAUAAAAAUUGUGAAGAAAUUAAAGCUAACUGGUUUUCCAUAUAAAAUUUUUAAGAAUACUUCAUUCAUUAAGGGAAUGUUUAAUUCCGCCUUAGAAGUGGCCAAAUUUGAAGGUGCUGUGGUUCGUACUGUCAGUGGAAUAAGGGGACAGAUCAAGAAAGCACUCCGAACUCCAGAAGGAGCUUUCCGGGCCACCUUUGAGGAUAAGUUGCUGAUGAGUGAUAUUGUCUUCAUGAGAACUUGGUAUCCUGUCUCCAUUCCAGCCUUCUAUAACCCAGUGACAUCUUUGUUGAAACCAAUUGGUGAGAAAGAUACCUGGUCUGGAAUGCGGACAACUGGUCAGCUCCGGCUCGCCCAUCAUAUUAAACUGAAGCCCAAUAAGGAUUCUUUGUAUAAGCUGAUUGUGAGGCAAAAGAAACAUUUUAAUUCACUGCACAUUCCAAAAGCCUUGCAGAAAGCCCUGCCCUUUAAGAACAAGCCUAAGACCCAAGCAAAGGCAGGCAAGAUGCCAAAGGACAGGCUGAGACCAGCCGUUAUACGGGAGCCUCAUGAAAGAAAGGUCCUUGCACUGCUGGAUGCCCUGAGUACCGUGCACCGCCAGAAGAUGAAGAAGGCCAAGGAGCAAAGGCAUCUGCACAAUAAAGAGCACUUCAAAGCGAAGCAGAAAGAGGAAGAAGAGAAACUGAAGCGACAGAAGGAUCUCAGGAAGAAGCUUUUUCGAAUUCAAGGACAAAAAGAAAGAAGAAAUCAGAAGUCCAGCCUGAAGGGACCUGAGGAGCAAUUGAAGUGAGCUACACACAGAUAGACUAUUAUUUGGAUCUGCAGAGAUGGGUGGUUUCAACUAUUGUAGCACUUGUCAAUGACAGGUCAGAGCAAAGAGGCCCAAGACAGAUCUCUCUGCUGGAUUUAUCACCCAGACUGUGCCUUUGAGAAGAAAAAUGGAAAUCUGCUGACAGUACACCAGAUUGUUGUCAACAUCCAAUUUUUGUCAGGAUUUAAAGAGAUAUAACUUACGGUUUUGUAAAUUCCUUCACAUUUCUCGUACG